AUGUUUGAUUUGAAGAAUACUGCUGGAUUGCUAGCCUUCGAUGAGCAUUUAAAGGAUUUUGCGUAUGCAUCAGGUUAUGUUCCUUCGAAGGAUGAUUUGCAACUACUUAGUUCACUUCAGUCAAUGCCAUCGAGAAAAUUCACAAACAUUUCUCGCUGGUAUCGGAAUAUAAAAAGUUUCAAUGAUGAGGAACGAAAAUUGUGGCAGGAUGUUACAAUCUCAUCGAACGAGAUAAAUGAAGGAGAAGACGGUGAUAUUGAUUUGUUUGGUUCUGAUGAUGAGGAAGAUGACGAAGAGAAAGCACGUAUAACUGCUGCACGGCUUAAGGUUUAUGAAGAAAAAAAGGCAAAAAAACCACCAACGGUUGCCAAGUCUAAUAUUGUUUUUGAUGUAAAACCUUGGGACGACUCUAUCGAAAUAUCGAAUAUUGAGAAGAGUAUACGUUCAAUUGAAGCAGAUGGUUUAGUUUGGGGUGCAUCAAAAGUUUUACCAAUAGCUUAUGGAAUCAAAAAACUGCAAAUUUGUUGCGUGGUGGAGGAUGACAAAGUCUCAUCAUGUAGGCUAGAAGAACAAAUUAUGGCUUUUGAAGAUUUAGUUCAGUCAGUUGAUAUCGUGUCUUUUAAUAAAGUGUAA
Molecule: messenger RNA, 633 nt
Organism: Thelazia callipaeda (thelaziosis nematode)
Lineage: Eukaryota; Metazoa; Nematoda; Chromadorea; Rhabditida; Thelaziidae
Source: the annotation of a GenBank genome assembly